Messenger RNA from Pogona vitticeps (central bearded dragon), 1677 nucleotides. The record is from RefSeq and is a predicted model, not a curated record. NCBI's taxonomy places the organism in Eukaryota, Metazoa, Chordata, Lepidosauria, Squamata, Agamidae.
AUGGGGCAUCCAGGGAUCAUCCCAGCGGCCGACGGGGCACAAAACUCUGCCCACGUGCCCACCCACCCCAUGCCUGUCGCACCAUCCGUCCUCGUUCUCGCGGACAGGAUCCAACGGCCUUCAGAUUUCCGGGAGCGAUCGAAAGUUGAGUGGGCUGGAGGGAAAUGCGUGCGGAUCGUCGAAACUCUCAGCUUUUUGAGCCUGAGAGGGGCCCACAAGAUCAUCUGGACAGACCUCCCCUCGACUCGGUACAGAAUUGUUGCUUAUGACAAUGGGGUCCUGGCGGUAGCCAUCAAGACCUACUUUGGCUCGGUCCGUUGUUUUCACGGCUCAGGGCAGCUGGGCGACAUCUCGGCCUGCCGGGGGCGCUGCUCGGGCCGCCUGCCCGCCCAGGAUGCCGUUCUCAACGCCUGUUAUCGGGGCUGCCGGCUGUUUUCCAUCUGUCAUUUCGUGGACGCCACGGCCAAGCUGAACACAACUAGAGCCGAGUGCGAAUCGGCCUGCCUGGAGGCAUACGCCGGAGGCGAAGAGCAAUUCGGUUGCGUGACGGGUUGCCGGACUCAGUUGCCAGAAACGGAAAGCAGACCAGAACAGCUCCAGGGCCCGAAAGCCACCUCCUUCUCGGUCUUCGACCUGGUCUCCAACUUCUGCAACGAUCUCGUCAGCUCGGCCCAGAGUUUCAUGUCCUCCACAUGGACCUUCUACCUCCAGGCAGACGACGGGAAAGUGGUGGUGUUCCAGUCUCAGCCGGAGAUUGAAUAUCCCGUUCCGGAAGUCCAGGCACCCAAAUCGGAGGUUUCCGAGAAGGUCUGGACCGAUGCAGCCUCCAACACCCUGAAGCCCCACACAGGCUUCCGGGAGAAACUGGAACGGCCUCCGGUGGGGGAGCUAAAUCCCGGAGUCGCCGCCGAUGUCCCUCCCCCGGCCGAAACCCAGGCGCCUCCGGAACAUGAUUUCCUCGGCUGCAUGUCCAACCACUUAGAAGCUUCCUCUGGCAUUCCAACGGCCAGCCGUAACCUCGUCGUCUCUCUUUGGCGGGGGGCAUCCGGGUGUUACAGGCGUUCGGGGCUGCCCCGCUGGAUCCUGGCUGCCUGCCUUUUCCUCUCCGUCGUGGUGAUGCUUUGGCUGAGCUGUGCCAGCCUGGUGACUGCGCCGGAUCAGCACGUCAAGGCUCAGCCCCUGAGCAUCAAUGGAGACAGAGAGUAUCUGGAAGACCUGGACGGCCCCGUGCCGUAUUCCUUGCGCCCUCUCAUCGCAGUGGCCAUCUGCCCAGCCGACGAGACCGAGGAGGAAGUGGGCAUCCUGCCGGUCAAAGUGGAUUUGGACAAAACGGCACUCUGAGAGCUCCCUCCCUCUCGCCCUGACAUCUCCCACCCAACCCCUCCAUAAUUUCCUCACCAUGACGUGUCCCCUCACGCGCGCCCCACACAUUUCCCCUUGAUCGCAUCCUGUCUUCCCAUCGGCAACCCCAUUUCGGAGGAACCCAAUGGGUUAAACAGUAGCACCUUCAUAUCGGCAGGGGAUUGGUUCCAAGCACCCACCCCUCCACGGAUGCUGGAAAAUAUGGAUAGUAGCAAAGACUAUUUUAAAAGUCAACAGCACGGUUUCUGUCUCCCUCUAAGGUCCAGUUCUGGUCACUUCAUCUUUAGAAAUACUUUUCUCUUGGAUUUUUCUUUC